UGGCACGAAAAAUGGAGCCUCGCUGCACCUACAUGUUACCGAAGCCUCUCCGAGUGUACGAGCAAUGCAGUUGGCGUCAACACGCCAACGAACGAAGGUUUUGAGGGGAUCUCAGGGUUGUCGCAAAACCUGCAGCAACUACCCUUGGACGUUGGUAUUAUCACAGCGCAACAGCAACAAACAAGCGCCAUGGACGACCACAGCGCUUCCGAUCCUACACCAUCGUCGACAUCGACUACCUGUAGUUCCGGCGAAGAGGUGCUAUCCUUCUCGGAGAACGAAGCAUCGUUUGACUCUUGCAUGGAAGUCUCCUUUGAUGUGAUGGAACUUCCACACGACAGCGAAGCGGCGGCACUUGCUCUCGCUCCCUCAGUUAAUAAGAGGCAUGUCAUCAUGGACGAAGAGCACAACAAUGGAUCCAUUGUCUUUACGGUAACAUCGUUCCCCACCAACUCGACUGUUUCCGCGUCGACUAUGACCCCAUCCCCUCCCAAGGUUGUGGAAAUUCGCCGCCGUCGCCGCCAUUAUGCAACCAAGACGGAACGUCAAUCAUCAUUGCACUCGAGCCCGUAUGCGCAGCUUUGUUGGGAUCCCAACCAAAAGGGUUUGGUGACCAUGUUGGAAAUUGAUAUUAUCAAUGGUCGCCGAAAGAGCCAUUCGCGUCUUCCCUUGGAUGCCCCGUCCCCCGAAGACUUUUUUCCGUGGCUUCAUCCCCAAGAUGGUCUUUCGCCCUCUUGGACGUCCACGGGGCACCACAGCAAGAGCACGAUUAGUAGCCUUUCGGGAGACCACCACACGGCGGAAGGCAAGGAGAAUGGCAGCGACGAAGAUGAUGAAGAGGAGGAGGACGGUUGUGAACCGAUUAUCUUGUCUGGUUGGAUGAUGGAUCCCGAUGCCAUGAGUGAUGAAGAGUCGGAUAUCUACUGGUUGUUGAACGAUGGCAAGGAUGUCUGGGUGAAGAUUGACGACGGUUGUGCCAAAGCUCUUCGAAAGUUCUGGAAGUCGUAUGCGCAGUGGAAGUUGAAGAGAUCUACCCCACAGCAGCCCGGGUCGCCUGAUGCGCGAGAAGAGAAGCGUCUUCGCUAUUCCAUGUUGCGUUAGUUAUUAUAGGAUUGGCGGGCACACACACACUCACCGAACGAACAAUGGAAUGAAUGAAUGAAUGCUUGUCGUGCCGAUAUCUACUACGUAUUCCAAAAAGGGAGGUGCACUCGGUCCAGCUAUCUUGGGAAUCUCCAGCCUUGGAACAUGUUUGCUCCUCCAUUACCUGGUACCGCUGAUAAUGACAUAAUAGUUACCGUAGCAGCAGGUUGACAAGAGUGAGCG
Molecule: messenger RNA, 1326 nt
Organism: Seminavis robusta
Lineage: Eukaryota; Bacillariophyta; Bacillariophyceae; Naviculales; Naviculaceae
Source: the annotation of a GenBank genome assembly